AGAAUUUUAAUAGUUUCUGUAAUCAAAACAAAUAAUAUCAUUUAUUCGAAACCUGUCAAAAUCAAUAUUAGGCGUCUGUUACUUUUAUAUAAUAACUUGUAAAAUCCUAUUAAUUUCAAAUGCCUUCUACAACCGAUUCCGACUCUGGACCUGAUGAUAUAGAACCUGUUAAAAAGAAGGGAAAGAUAGAAAACACUAAGACGAAAAUUCCAACAAAGGAAAAAAAGGAUAAUUCAUUAAUGCAGCUAGGUAGGAUGAGAUAUAUCAGUGUAUCGGAAUGGAAAGGUAAAUCAAUGGUGAAUAUAAGAGAAUAUUAUACAAAUGAUGCAGGGGAAAUGAAACCUGGGAAAAAAGGCAUAUCAUUAUCUUUGGAUCAAUGGACAAAAUUAAAAGACCAUAUACCUGACAUUGACGCACAAAUUAAAGAAUAAUAUAAACAUUGAAAUAUUUUUUGUAUAAAUUUUAAAGCAUUAAAUUGUUAUAAUUUAGAUAAAGUGAAAUUUAAACAAU
This is a messenger RNA of Gordionus sp. m RMFG-2023, 510 nucleotides long. Its product is annotated as activated RNA polymerase II transcriptional coactivator p15-like. The record is from RefSeq and is a predicted model, not a curated record. Gene Ontology annotation, cellular component: transcription regulator complex; nucleus. NCBI's taxonomy places the organism in Eukaryota, Metazoa, Nematomorpha, Gordioida, Chordodea, Parachordodidae. Gene Ontology annotation, molecular function: DNA binding; transcription coactivator activity. Bases 120 to 431 code for a protein of 103 amino acids. The transcript has 4 exons. Gene Ontology annotation, biological process: positive regulation of transcription initiation by RNA polymerase II.